UCUUACCUGUGAAGUAGAUUGAACACCGUAUCAUAAGGUUCAUAACCAGAAAAAGAUAUAUCUGGGAGAACUCGACAUGUCGAGGUCGAGAUCUCCCCAGUACACUGUGUCGAAACCUCCCUGACUUACAGGAUUACAAUAUAGAUGUCACCACUGGUCACAGUUGAAGUUUUUGUCAGUUCACAUAGCAUGGCUAUCCUUUAGAAAGUGCGAGUUGUCACCACAAUAACUAUUAAUCCAUAAAUGCCAUGUGCAUCCAGUGUAAUUAUCAUUAUCUGGAAUGUAAUUAUUAUAGCAUGUGCUAUUUAGGACCAAGGUGAGCCAGCAUCUUCAGCAGAGUACCAGAGUGAGCAAAGUACACUACAGCUUGAGCUUUUGGUUCAUCUCCAGCGAGGGCGUUCUGAAAAAGAAUUAAGGAGUUUGAGACAGGAAUUUGAAAUUCAGCAACACCUACACCAUCCAAAUAUCAUACAGAUGCUGGAUUCAUUUGAAACAGGCAAUGAGAUUGUGGUGGUAACUGAAUAUGCUGACAAGGAGCUAUAUGAAAUUUUAGGAAAGGAAGGUUAUUUGCCAGAAGAGCGAGUACGUAAGAUUGUUUGUGAUUUAGUUUCUGCACUUUAUUACUUGCACUCACACAGAGUUCUUCAUAGGGAUUUAAAGCCACAGAAUAUUUUAAUGGAAGCCAAUGGAGUAGCAAAGUUAUGUGAUUUUGGAUUUGCUCGUAGCAUGAGCACUGGUACAUAUGUUUUAACAUCCAUCAAAGGUACACCUCUCUACAUGGCCCCAGAGCUCAUAGAAGAGAAACCCUAUGAUCAUAAUGCCGACCUUUGGUCUUUGGGAUGUAUUGUUUAUGAAUUGCUUGUGGGCUCUCCACCAUUCUGUACUUCAUCCAUUUUGCACUUGGUACGAUUGAUUCGUCAUGAAGCUGUUAAGUGGCCAGAUUUCAUUUCGCCUACAUGUCAGAAUUUCAUUCAGGGUUUACUUCAAAAGGAUCCAGGGCAACGACUGACAUGGCCACAGUUGCUGGAACAUCCAUUUGUUAAAAAUGGUGUCCUUAUUCUUAAGGAAGAAGGUGCAGCAACUCCACUCACAAACCCUCUAACUGCUUCUCAGGUCAUGGCCAAAGAAAUUCAGAAGCAAGAUUUGGUUAAUCAGACAGCAGGUCAAUCCAAAAUUUUGACUCCAGCAGUACAAAGAAUGGAAGAACAUGAAAAAAAGUUGAAAUUGUUGCAUCAAAAGACUGAAUGUACCUCGAAUAUUAGUACAGUUACAUGUAAUCAGACUGUGAAAAACACCAUAGUUUCCGGUAGAAAUGUAUUAUCUCCAUGCGAGACUUUGACAACAAGGAGCUGUAAAGUGAUUGGUUCUAAGUCUGAUUCUGGCUGCAGUGAUGAAAGAAAUAAACUAAGCAAAUCAAGCACAGAUUCUGAUGUUGUUGUAGCUCUUGAUACAAAGAAAAUGCUACAGAGUAUGUCACAAGUAUGCCAUGUUAGUGUUCAUAAUAAAAAGAACUUUGAGUGUGUUUCAUCAGUGACAGGGAAAAGUACUUUGUCAUUAAGGGGAACACAACAUAUAAGUGUAUUACCAUCUAAUGGAGCUAGUCAGAUUGGUGCUUCAUUUCCAGGAGAUGUUGAUGGACUUGUGAAAAAACUGAAGGUUGCCAGUCUUGUUGUAAGUGGUGAGAGAAAUGUGUGUGAUAGUGGAAAUUUAUCUCAGAGCAAUUCAAAACAUGUAAAUUCAGAUACAGAAAAAUUGGAACAGAACAGUUUGAGUGCACAUGUGAGCCAAGAAUAUAGUGCUGAUAAGUUUAAGCCAAAAUAUUUAUUGAGCAAGAAAAAAGGUGGCACUUGCCUGUACCAGAGUCGUGGCAUAUUCACACUCCAUAGUUGGGACUCAGCUGUAAAUACACACCCCAUUGAAAGUGAUGAGUGGCUGGCAUUCUUGCAACGCACUAUGGAGGAAGUAAUGGAUGGGGAUGUUGAUGCAAUGCAGCAAUGUAAUUUUGUUGGUGUAGUAGUGUCACCCCUCCGUAAUCCUGGGGCCAGUUCUCGAGUCAUGGAGUAUGUGUCAUGUCUCCUUUCAUUACCAUUUGUUGUAAAUGAAGUCAUUGAAGAGGAGAUUUUGAAAAUCCAACAGAUAUAUCUUGAGGUGAAGGUAGUCCCUAACUUAGUGUAUGCCUCAAAACUACUUGCACGUCAAAAAGCUUAUGACAGUGAUGAUCUUGGCCCAUCCUUCAGUGGGAACCUGCUUCGUCAAGUAUCUGAUCUCAGUGCAGAUGAACUUCAAGCUUUAGAAUGUAUAUAUUUGUUACUGUGUCAUCUAACAUAUGCAGCUGAAGACUUCCUGAUCCAGUUUUGUGAUGCAGUAGCAAUCCUCAAUGCCACAUCCCUGCUUCAGCAAUUUUUGCUACUGGGUCGUAGGAAAAUAAGAGUUGUUACUGAUCUGGUGGCUAUCUUAUGCCAUGUUCUUCGAGUAUUGCCCGAGAAUGCUGGUCUUAUAGAGCAGAUUGUCCUGGGAAUGGAUACAAAAGGUUACUAUGGCAUUGACCUGACCCAGAUGCUAACACAUCACAGUCCUGUGCUACGGGCUCGAAGUUGCACUCUUUUACAACUUCUUGGCCGAUACAGUUGUAGAGCCUUACAGUUAAACUGGAACCAAAGAUUACAAGAAGACUUGGAAAAUCUGAUGCAUGACUCCAGUAAGAUGGUUGAAGUGGCUGCAAAAGAGGCAGUCAAGGAAUUGAAAGAGCUGCAGUUCUACUUCCAGAAGAAAUGACUAGUUGAAGGUAACAUAGCUUUUUAAAUAUAAAUUAUGCAGAUGUUAAGAAUUCAGUUCGAGCUAGAACUGGAGUUCCACCAGCAAAGUGAUCUUCCUGAAAAUUGCCGCUUUGUACAAAAUACUCUUAUUUAGCUUAUUUUUCCCAUGGUAAAUAAUAUAUUUUGUAUUGCAUUCAUAUUUUAGAUAAUAGCUAUAAGAAAAGAGCAUAAAAUGAUGUUUUUGAUAUAUACUUUAAUCCCAUGCUAUUUUCAAAUUAUAUGCACGAAACUCUUCAUUUAUCUGACCAGUUUGAUGAUGUUAAAUGAAAUCUAAAAAUAUGUCAUCUGAACAAUAUAAAAAUCAUAUUUUUCCACAAAAAGGAAUUUAAAAAUCUUGUGUUUAUGUUUUGGAUUUGGUAUAUGAAUAGCCCUGACUUAGGUCAAUGGUAAAGCAGGAGUAUCUGAGGGUAUGGAGAGAGAAAGGUGUUGAGGUGGAGUCCAGACAACUUCAGGACAUAGUAUUACAUUAUGGAAUGAUAACAAGGAAACAAAACAGGUUUUUUGUGGGUAGAGUUAGGCAAGAAUUGGACAAAUAAAAUCCUGAAUUUUACAUGGUACUUUGCUGUAGCAUCCAGCAACAGCCACUUUAUGGAAAAACUUUAAAGUUUGACCAUGUUAUGAAAGUUGUGGUGUCAAUUGUGAUCUUCAUUUGAUCCCAUGGACUUUCUCAUUGCCAGUGUCAAUAUUUUUGUUGGAAAUUGAUGCUCAAUAUGAGGAUGUCUUCUCCCAUACUAAAGUCCAAUGGCUGAGUCAUGAGACAGUAUUGAAACAUCUUUUAGCUUCUUGGCUAGAAAUAGAACUGUUAAUGAAUGCAAAAGGUACAGUUGUGGCUGAACUUCAUGAUGAAAAGUGGCUUUGGGAUUUGGCAUUGCUAUGUGAUAUGAACCUCCAUGUAAAUAACUUUUAAAUACCAAACUUAGAGGUUAACAGAAAUUUAUUCUGAUGUGUUUGGGCCUUUAAGAAUUUUUGAGGUGAAUCCGAAACUAUUUUGGGAACAAUUGAAAGAUAUUAGCCUGUGUAAUUUUUCUUCCUGUGAUUUUCUUCAUAAGAAUGGGUCACUUAGUGUCUGUCUGCUACAGAGUUCUAUGACAGAAUUUUAAAAUGAGAUUCAGUGACUUUUAUAGCCAUGCUACAGAUAUGUACACUUAAAAAUCCAUUCUUUGCUAAAUUCAAUAAUGUCCCUUGAAAAUUACAACUUGUAUUGAUAGACUCAAUAUUGCACAGUACUUUCAACCAGGAAGCUUUGAUUGCCUUUUAUGUUUCUUUAUCAGUAUCUGAUUCUCUGAGUUACAUAAAUUACAAUGAAAUUUGGUGUGUUUGGUAACACAUACACGUGUGAACAGGCAUUUUUGUGUAUGAAACAAAAUAAAUCAAAGUUACAUUCAAGAAUCACCAAUGUGAACAUAUGUGAUGUGAAUUGGCAUUUUGAAAAUGGAACCAAAUGUCACAUCUCUUGUGAAGCAAAGACAGGUCCAAGUUUCACAUUAAUAAGAAAAGUUCAAAUUAUUUUUAUUAUAAUGUUUAGCUUUAUGCUGGUUAUGUUAGACAUGCCACAUGCCAAAAAGGUUGAUCACCAUUGAUUUAUUAAAGUUCCCCCCCUCUCUCUCUCUCUCUCUCUCUCCCACUAAAUCCCAAUAUUUUGGAAGUUGGUUCUACUUCCAUAUUCAGGUUGGAUGACAGACCUGCAUUUUGUUGGGCCUUUUGGUCAGACUAAUCUUAAUCUUGGACAUCAAAGGUGGAAUAUUGCAUUUUUAUUGACUUCUCCAUAUGUCAUGACAAAAUGUAUAUAUGCAAAAUAAAAGUAUUAAUUCUUUCUUUUUUUAUGAGUUAUGUGACUCCUCAUAACAAAGCAUGCUGAACUUGGUUUUGAAUAAUAUGUUCAUUGUGUGCUUUCCAGUUCAAGCUAUUAUCACUUUUUAUGCCAGGAAAUUAGUUGGGCAGGUAAGCUUGCAUGUCUGCCUGAUGUAAAAUUCACACUACUUUAUUGGUUUUAUUAUCAUAACAUUUGUUUAGCUUUACACAUGUUUUGUUGUUGCUAACAAAUUUUUGUGAAGUAAAAAUAUUAAUAAUAUAUAGUGUUUGGAACUUUCCAUUAUUUUGUUUUCCAUGUCAUUCAUCACUCGUACAUCAAAAUGAAAAUGAAUGUGAGUUUGAAUGAAUGUUUUGGAUUCAUUUCAUUGUGGCAGCCUAGUAUAUAAUAGAUUGCAGUUACAGGAGUCUGAAAGUUUCAGCAAUAUUUUAUCUUGUGUUGUUGGAGAGUUACUUCAGAUCAUCAGAUUACUUGGAGAUCUUUAAGCAUAGUACAUUUAUUUUAGUAUGAAGUAAUAUUCUGAGGUUUGCCGACAUUGUUUUUUUGUGUAGAAAUAAUAAAUCUGAAUAAUAUAUGGAAACUUCAUUAUUA
Messenger RNA from Zootermopsis nevadensis, 5217 nucleotides. RefSeq names its product STKc_STK36 domain-containing protein fused (gene fu). NCBI's taxonomy places the organism in Eukaryota, Metazoa, Arthropoda, Insecta, Blattodea, Termopsidae. Gene Ontology annotation, molecular function: ATP binding; protein kinase activity. The record is from RefSeq and is a predicted model, not a curated record. Gene Ontology annotation, cellular component: cytoplasm. Gene Ontology annotation, biological process: protein phosphorylation; smoothened signaling pathway.